Messenger RNA from Dimorphilus gyrociliatus, 514 nucleotides. The record is from the annotation of a GenBank genome assembly. Lineage: Eukaryota; Metazoa; Annelida; Polychaeta; Dinophilidae.
AGUUGUUCGUCCGUUCCCGGACGCUUUUAUACACUUUUAUAAUAGAAUUAUGGCCGCAAAAGAAGAAAACGCUAUGGAGAGUCUGACUGAUGAACAAAUUGCAGAAUUUAGGGAAGCUUUUCAAGUAUUUGACAAAGAUGGUAAUGGAAGUAUAUCUACUAAGGAGUUGGGAAUGGUCAUGCGAUCUUUGGGUCAAAACCCAACCGAACAAGAUCUUAUGGAAAUGAUUAAUGAAGUGGAUAUUGAUGGAAGUGGAGCAGUUGAUUUUUCCGAGUUUGUCAAUAUGAUGGCUAAAAAGAUGAACAAAUCGGAUAGCGACGAAGAGGUUAAAGAAGCAUUCAGAGUAUUUAACAGUGUUAAAGAUGGUGCAAUCGACGUUACUGAAUUGCGUAUGGUAUUGGAGUGGUUACAUAAUGAUAAUGCCGUUCAGGAAGAUAUAGAUGCUAUAAUAAAGGAUGUUGAUAAGGAUAUGGAUAACAAAAUCACUUAUGAAGGUAUUAAUAAUAUUUUUUAA